AUGCUGCAAACAGAGGAUAUAGAAUUGACUCAUGGAUCACUGGGUGUCAGCAAUCUCAAUAGACAUGUACAUUUAGAAGAUGAACAGCUUGAAGAUGAAGAAUAUUAUCCAGAUGGUGGGGUAAAAGCAUACUUCGUAAUUGUUGGCUCGUUUUUAGGCCUUGUAGUUAACUUUGGUAUUAUUAAUUCUAUUGGUGCAAUUCAAGCUUAUGUUUCUACCCAUCAAUUGGUAUCACUUAAAGCUUCUUCAAUUGCCUGGAUUUUCUCAAUUUACUUAUCUUUGGCAUAUGCAACUGGUUUAUUUGUAGGCCCAUUAUUUGAUAGACAUGGACCAUUACCUCUUUUAGUAAGUUCAGCAUGUUUGAUAUUCAUAGGACUUAUGUUUACAGCAAUUAGUACAAAAGUGUACCAAUUUAUUUGCAGUUUCAUAUUACUUGGUAUUGGUAAUGGACUUGGAAUGACUCCACUUAUUGGUGUAAUAAGUCAUUGGUUCAAAAAGAAACGAGGUAAUUGUACUGGUAUGGCCACAAGUGGUGGCUCAGUUGGAGGUUUAGUAUUCCCAUUGAUGUUGAGACAUUCAUACACAACUUAUGGAUUUGCAUGGGCAAUAAGAAUAUUUGCCUUUACAUGCUUAGGAUUUAUGAUCUUAUCAAUCAUACUUGUGAAAGGAAGGAUCAAGAGAGAACCUAUUCAUUCAGACCAACAAUUUGACUCUCGAUGGGACAAGAUUCGAAGUAGCUUGAAUUUAGAGAAAUUGAAGUUAAAUGAUGCUAAAUACAAUUAUGUUGUUGCUGGAUCAUUCUUUACGGAGUUAGCAUUAGUAUUACUUCUUACAUAUUAUGCAACAUAUGCAAUUGCUCAAGGAGUAUCUGAAUCAAAUUCACUUUUGUUAUUGACUGUUUGGAAUGGUUUAGGUGUAUUGGGUAGAUGGGUACCUAGUUAUGCUUCCGACUAUUUGGGCCAUUUCAAUAUUAUGCUUAUUAUGCUUAUUAUCUACUCGGCUAGUAUAAUGAUAAUAUGGCUCCCAUUUGGUCAUCACACUAAAGUUUUAUUUGGAUUUGCAGUUUUGGGAGGGUUUUGUCAAGGAGCUAUUCUGAGCUUAAUGCCUGCUUGUCUUUCCCAGAUUACACCAGCUAAUGAGAUAGGCUACAAAUUUGGAAUUUUAAACUCAUUUAUGAGUAUUGCAAAUCUAUUUGGUAUACCUCUUGCCAGUAUUGUCAUAGGAAGUGGCGAAGUACAUCAGUAUAAUAAUUUCGUUAUACUUACAGGUAUGAUAUCUAUAACCGGUACUGUAUUUUGGUAUUGCAGUAGAUUUGCAAUAGUGGGGUCUAAACUAAAUACAAAGAUAUAA
Scheffersomyces amazonensis is the source of this 1350-nucleotide messenger RNA. Its product is annotated as monocarboxylate permease. The transcript has a single exon. Gene Ontology annotation, cellular component: membrane. The coding region runs from base 1 to 1350 and encodes 449 amino acids. The record is from RefSeq and is a predicted model, not a curated record. Gene Ontology annotation, biological process: transmembrane transport. Lineage: Eukaryota; Fungi; Ascomycota; Pichiomycetes; Serinales; Debaryomycetaceae. Gene Ontology annotation, molecular function: transmembrane transporter activity.